AUGGACCGUUACAUCACUAUAACUAAACGCAAGUCCAGUACUAGGACAUCAAAAUUGGAACCAAAUCCAAAACAGGCAAAGAAAAAUCCGGUAAGUCAAAAUCGUUUUGCAAUUCUUGACAAUCAAGAAAGUAAGGAAAAACCCGCAAAGCCUGUAAAAGACUAUAAGCCACCUCCUCUAUAUUUGCGCGAACCUACUACAAAUGUUUUGGUGAACAAAUUGUCCCAACUUACACACCAUGUCAGCAAUUGUAAAAGCAAUAAUAAUUGUUUAAUUUGCGAUAAUCGACACCAUACUAUGCUUCAUCAAGAGCCAAUAGAAAAUUCAAACGUGGAAUGGCCUACGACUUCUUCCGGUCAGAGUUCUGCUGAGGUUCUUCGACCCACUAACUCGUCACCGACUUAUCAACGACCUUCUACUUCUACUAAUGUUACGCAAACUCGACAAGUAUUUCAUACACGUCAAAAUCAAUCUGUUAUCUUAGGAACUGCAUCAGUAAAUAUCAUACAUAAUGGCAAUAGGUAUCAGGUCAGAGCUCUUAUUGAUUCAGCUUCGGAAUGUUCAUUUGUUAGUAAUCGAUUACGAAAAAGGUUUAAACUUCCCACGCAUUCUGCAAAUGCUAAAGUUUCUGGCGUAAAUAAUGCGGUAUCUGUAGUUUCGAGAAAGGCUUGUUCUCUGAAGAUCGGCUCUGAUUUGGAUUCUUCUGUAGUACUGAAUACUACGGCCUUUGUUUUGGCAGAUAUAUCGGAGAAUUUGCCUUCGAUUUCUGUAAACGCCGACAUUAAAGGAUUAUUGCCAAAUCUUCAUUUGGCAGAUUCCAAUCCUUUCCAUAGCCGGCCUGUUGAUAUUCUUAUUGGGGCUGAUUUAUAUCCGCAAAUUAUGUUACCGGAAAUUCGACGAGACGUAUUAGGGUCAUUAUUGGCUCAGAGAACAAUUUUUGGCUGGAUACUGACAGGUCCAGUUAAUUCUACAUAA
Molecule: messenger RNA, 975 nt
Organism: Calliphora vicina (urban bluebottle blowfly)
Lineage: Eukaryota; Metazoa; Arthropoda; Insecta; Diptera; Calliphoridae
Exons: 2
Coding region: 1-975 (324 amino acids)
Source: RefSeq, a predicted model, not a curated record